GCUACAGCUACAGCAACGAGUACUCGCAGUAGUCGCAGUCACAACUCGUAUAAAACCGAUUAUCUCAUUAACGUUCUUUCAUUAGUGCCGAUCGGAUCGUAUCGCUGGUCUUUUGCAUUCGCAUUCGCAUUCGCAUUCGCAUUCGCAUCGUAGACUCCUCUGCUGAGUGCUUACUCUGAAAUUAAUCGCACACGCUCACGCUCGCGCGCAUACAAUACUCGUAGGCUAUUUUAUUAAUGUCGCGUACAAGUACAAGUACAAGUACAAGUGCCUGUGCCUACUUUUUAUUGCAACUCGUCGUCGUCGUCUCGGCGCACACGUAACGUAAAACGCCGCUGCAACAUUUUCGCGUUUACCUUCGAGUUUACCUUCGUCGCUCUUUUUUUUCCUCAUUAAUUUUCAUUAACCAUUCGCACAAACACAAACACAAACACAAACGCAAACGCAACCGUAAUCAUAUCGCUCGACCGUUUCAACAUUUUCUCAUCGACGAUCACCGACGCAACCGAGCCCACCUGUAGCUGUAUAGAUAUUCACUUUGCAUAUAUUGUUGCUGUUGACGCAAAGCGACGAGAUUCUUAGUUAGUACCUCUACCUAGUAUCCAACCAGCCACAGCCAGUCUUCCACGCAUCGCAUCAACAUUGGACAGUCAGUUUUGUCAAUUUUUUCGCCGUUUUGGGUACUUAGCUGGCUUUUAAUCGCAUUCGCAUUGUUUUGGUUAGUUCAUCAAUUCAUCAUCUUGCAGACAUUUGAUUUUUCCUCGCAGUCGCAGCAUCCACCUGCAUUACUCCUGUCUCCUACUCGCAUCGCAUCGCAUCGCAUCUAUUCGACUUCGUAUACGGUACCUACAUACAUAGUGUUCACUUUUACGUAGCUAGGUAAUUUAUCGUUUUCGCUGUCGUUGUCGCUGUCGCUGUCCUUCUCAGUUUCGGUGCUUUAUCUCUGUUGUUGUUAUCGAUUGAAAAUCGCGCGGAUUUACUCGUAUUGUACUCGUACGUCGCACGUCGUACGUAAAGCAGUGUUCAUAUACGUAGAGACCCAAAAGUACGCUUGCAGUAACUUACUUACGUUUGUCUAGACGAGUUUUUCACUUACUUGUACUGGAGUAUACUCGUACGUAAAUUGUAUAGGUACCUAUUCGACCUGUGCUCAGCCCGAAUCGGUGUUCUACUCGUAAGUACGAGUAGAUAUCCCUACUUGAGUGGUGCCAAGCUACCCUCGCAUUACAUGUUACACAUCACGUGAUAUUCGACGCACCAGUAUCAGUAUCAGUAUCAGUAUACGACGACCAGUCGGCCAAUAUGACAGUGGAAAGGCCUUUGACGUUCUCUACUGCAAAAAUCAUGGAAAAUGGAUACGAUAAUCCGGUGUCGAUUGAACAAACCGCCAAUGACACGCCAUCGCCACCCCCACCCCCACCUCCACCUGCGGCUCAUCCGUACUCGCAUUCUGUCCAUUUCGAAAAUACUCGAGUGCCGGCAGCUGCGCCUGCGGCUGCGGCAAAUGGAAGCAACAGCCAGAGCAGCGGCGGCGUAUACGUUAUACCCGUUGACACGCACACGACGCGAAGCAACUGCAAAAAUGGCGCGGGCGCCGCAAAAAAUGAAAAACACCAACUUGCCGGCCUUAACGGAAUCAACGGCGACCGGCAACACAAACUUAAUAAGAGUAGUUUAUCAGAAAAAGCCUACAUCGAUUACGAUCCGCACCAACAUAUACAACACAAAAAUCCUACAUCAUAUUUGGAUACGAUAUUUCACCUGCUGAGAGCGAGUCUGGGCACUGGAAUUUUGGCUAUGCCGAAUGCUUUUCAAAAUGCCGGUUACGCUGUCGGUCUAGUUGGAACUAUGAUUAUCGGAUUCAUGUGUACUUACAACAUCCAUACGCUGGUUUCGUCGGAAUACGAAUUAUGUAAGCGUAGAAAAAUUCCAUCGAUGACGUAUCCAGAAACCGUACAAGCUGCUUUUGAAGAAGGUCCUGCGAGACUUAGAUGUUUGGCGCGAUUUGCAAGUGUUGUUACGAAUUUACUUUUGGCCCUUUACCAAAUCGGCUCGAGUUCCAUUUACGCGCUAUUCAUCGCCAGUAAUUUACAAGAUGUAGGCCAAUCGUAUUUUGGCAGCGAGCUGAAUUUGCGGGUUGUUCUGUUGUAUUUACUCGUACCGUCCGUAAUCAUUUGUUGGGUUCGAAACCUUAAAUUGUUGGUGCCUUUUUCGACGAUCGGCAACGUGGCUACGAUUGUGAGUUUUGCGUUAAUCUUCCGAUACGUGUUCGAUGAGGUGCCAACUUUUGCGUAUCGAGAACCAGUUGGCACUAUGCGAGGUAUACCGUUAUUUUUCGGCACCGUUUUGUUUGCGAUGGAAGCUAUCGGCGUGGUAAUGCCUUUGAAAAAUCAAAUGAAAAAACCGAGGCAAUUUGGCAGUCUGUUCGGCGUAUUGAACGCCUCGAUGUUGCCGAUUUCCAUACUGUAUACAUUCAUGGGAUUUUUCGGAUAUUUAAAAUACGGCCCAGCAACCCAAGGCAGUAUUACCUUGAAUUUGCCUACUGAAGAACGAUUAGCCAAAGCGGUUAAACUUUUAUAUUCCGGCGCUAUAUUCAUCACGUACGCUUUAUCCAAUUACGUAAUCUGCGAUAUCGUAUGGACCAACGGUAUCAAAUCGAAAAUGAAUAAUCCGUCCGUAUGCUGCCGCAUACUGUUCGAGUAUGUCAUUCGAACGGGCGUUGUUUUUCUAACUUUUUUCCUGGCCGCAGCUGUGCCGAAUUUGGAAAUUUUCAUAUCAUUCGUGGGCGCCUUUUGUUUGUCGAGCAUCGGCGUCGCUUUUCCGGCCAUUGUAGAGAUAUUGACUUUUUGGAAUAAUCACGAAGACGCGUUCCAAUUCUCUAUCAUGAUAUUCAGAAAUAUCAUCAUCAUCGUGAUCGCAAUCUUAGCAUUUACCAUCGGUGUCAGCAGCAGCGUUGCGAAAUUCGUCCAGGAAGUGCUAUAGGCAUUUACGCGUACCUAUACCUAUAUCAAUACCUAUAUACCUACUCGUGCGCGUAUGUUGGUGCAGUUGGAUUUGUGAUUUGUGAUUUGUGAACCUGCAAUUGAAACACUCCAAGCUCUAGGCUCUAGUUUUACAGCUUCUACGUACCGUACGUAUGGUACGUACUCGUAUGUAUACCUACUUACUUGAAUUGUCAGCUCAGCUGCGAUAUACUGAUCGCGAUUUGCGAAUCACGUACUUGAUCGUUCAGCAUCGGCGCGGCGUUCUGUUCAAUGUUCAGUAAUCCGUAGGUAGUAGAUAUAGAUAAGCAGGUAUCUAUGUAUGUAUUAUCUGAACCUGCGACUACACAAUUGCAUCAAGUUACUAUUAGUAUGUUGUGCAGAGACAGGCGCAAUCUUAUUAAUUUAUCCUUUUACAUACGCGCGUUCCCGCGUACUGCAUUAUUGUGGAUACUCCACGGUACCAGCUGCGAAGCUACGAGUAUAGUGCGUAUUAUAACCAGAGUCUCGACUCUCGAGAAGAGUGCCCUGUGACGUGUAUACCUAAUAUGUACCUAUGCAAUUUUCAGUCGUGUCAUUUUUGCGCGCAUGGUUGCAAUUUUUUUCCACCUUCUGAUCAAAAGCCUCCUAUACGAGUAUACUUUCUUUCGAGAUACCUACCUACUUACCUACUUUUCCCAAAACGUCACAUCAAUUUUUCGAAACAAAAUUGUGCUAAGGCCUCGACGCGAUUAUUAAUUUUUACGAACCCAUCUUCGGAAACAAUUUGAACGUGCAAAAACAAAAACAAAAACAAAAAAAAAAUCAUCGAAAUUUCAACCAAUCGUACCUAUUUACGUAGAUGUUCAUUUUUUUCGUCGUUUGUGUACUAAAAAUCUCAAGCACACCGGCCGGAUUUCGAGAAAAGCAGGUUACAAUGGUAACAGAUACCUACCUAUGUAUGGGAAUUAAUGAGUUUCAAUUUUUAACAUAAGAUGAAGGAACACUCUUGUUAGGUAUUUGGCAUUGGCUCGCAUGCGCUGUAGUAAGGUUUUUUUUCUCCGUAUUAUGGUACCUAUUAGGUAUUAUCGAGAUACCUAAACUUAUUGUCGCCGCACCGUAAUAUAGCCAUGUCAUACCUUUUCUACUUUUCGACUACCUACCUCAUCUCGUUGAAUUAUUUUCAAGAAAUGAUUUCGAGUACUUACUUAUUUGUACUUACCUAUAACUUAACCAGGGGCGGAUGGGGCACUUUAAAGUUACCGGGAUUUGGCGCCGGUGCGACGCUAGUUUUUUGAGGGCGAUGAUUGGAGGGGGGGGGUAACAAAGGAAUAAAAUCAUGUGUACUUUUUUUUGAAUUUUUUUACCUUGAAUAUUUUAGCCAAUGUGGUCAUUUUGAGGGGGCUAUAAAAAUUACAAAUUAAUCAACUUUUAAGGGGGAAAAAAACGCAAAAAGUUGGUGAUUUUUUUAAAAAUGGAACAAUUUGACGAAGUUGAAAUUAGUACGUAUAUGUAGUUAUUAGAUUUGUUUACUGAAUUAAAUUAAAAUUUGUACUCUGAAUUUAGUCAACCUAAAACCUAAGCAUGUAUUCGUAAAAGGAUAAACAAAAUUUUGAAAAAUUUAGAGUUUUAUAACUAAAAAAUAAUGUACUUGCACCUACACAAAAUUGAGCCAAAUACCUAAGUUGAAUUAAAGAGGUAUGAAAGGGUGAAUAUUUUGCCCGAGCGGAGCGAGGGCGAAAAUUUUAGAAAAUUCAAACUUAAAAGGUGUGAAAAAAUGUUAUUUUUGUUGCUAAACGUGCAAAUUCUGGAGCAUGACAAACAAAUUGACCCAAGCUAAGCGAGGGCGAUGGCUUUUGAAAAUUUUUAUUUUGAGAUGCCUAAAAACGAGGUUUUUUAAAUGCAAGGAGUUCAUUUUUUGGUUUUUAAAUUUUAGAAUUAGAAAUGAUUUUUUUUUUUUAGGAAGUUACGUAAUUUUGAAAAAAAAAGAAAACAAGCUCGAGCGAGGGCGAAAGCUCUUGCAAAUUUGUACUUCGAGGAGAGGCAUAAAAACGAUGUUUUUUGAUGUGAGGAUAAAAAUUUAUUUUUCUGCUUUACAACUUGAUUUUUUUCCAGAAAUUUUCGUCUAUGAUUUCGAAAAAGAAAAUAAAACAAGCCCGAGCGAAGCGAGGGCGAAAGCUUUUGAAAAUUUGUGUUUCAAGAAGUAAAAAAUAAUGUUUUUCUUUCAUAUCAGAGCUACAAUUUCGGCGCUGCUGCGGCGCCGAAUUCGAGCCAAAAUUAGCGUAAAAAUUAGCGCCGAAAUCCAAUUUUUACCGGGAUUUUUCCCGGUUCCCCCUGUUGCCCAUCCGCCCCUGAACUUAACUAUAACUUUGUUUUUUUCGCCGUUGUGUAUCGUAUUAGAGGGACAUGCGACAUUUAGCGACAUUCGAGGAAGGGAGGGGAUAAAUUUUGUAAACAAUACCAUACAUAAUAUCUACGUGGAUUCCUGUUUUAUUCCCUGUUACCUCUUAAUACGAGUAUGUAUGUGUGUAUUGUACGUCUACGUAUGUACAUGUAUGUACUUUUAGCUACUCGUAUAUACUCGUAACUAUACGCAUAAAAUGUACCUACUCGUACCUACCUACAUUAUGGGUGAUAUCUACGACUUGUCUAGCACUACCAGACUAUACCUAUAGAGUAUAGGUAUAGUCUGUAUGUGUAAUCACCGGUGCAGAAGAAAUUUCCUACUAGUAUUAGGCAUUUUUAAUGUUAUUUUCAAUUUUCAUUUGUGAUAUGUCGUAAACUGUGAUAUAGAUCUAUAGGUAUAAUUGUUUUGUACGUAGAGUUUAAUCUACCUACCGGUUGUUACUUAUUAUUAUCUAUUAGGUAUUAUUAUCAUCAUCUACCAUCUAAUGGAUAAAGUAAAUUUAGCGAAUAUAAUGCAGGGUAAACAUAGGUAAGGUAUAUGUGAGGGCGCCUACCAAAACGCACCGUAUGGCCAAAAAAAAUAUUUUCGUACGGAGGGUUCCACCCGAUUUUUGAAAGGUCCCUACGAAAAUUGGGCGAAGAAAAAAAAUUGUUUGGCCAUAUAUGGUGCGUUUUCGUACGCACCCUCACAUACGUAUGCGACUAUACGUGUAGAAUACUCGUAGACACAUACUCGUAUAUCUACUUAAUACGUAGGUAAUGCAUAAGUGCCUAAUUGAUUCGCAGUAGGUACUAGGUAGGUACCUACAUUUCAGAUGUACACGUGCUCAGCCGAUUAAAUAUUCGGACUACCUAUCGAAAUAUACGAGUAUGUGUAGAUGAACUGCUAAUCGAUUUAUAGGCUCUCCGUAUUAUAGCAUUACACGGCCCGGGUAGAGACUGUGGCGAAUGGACCGCGAACCGCGACUUUUUUUUGUUGGAAAAUUGGAGGGAGGAUCCGAUAAGAAGUUACGAGGGGAUGAUCUCGAAAGACCGCAGGAAAAAUUGCGAAUCCUAACUCGCACCGUCAUUUUUCUACGGGGGUUUCAAAAUUUUAAAAUUCACUCGAGUGAUCGAUUAAGUAUCGCAAUUUUUUUUUUCAAAAACACUUUUUUUUAUUUUUAACGUAUUCGAGUUUUAAAAUUUGAAACCCCAGUAGAAAAAUGAUAGUUCAACUUGGGGAUCCAAAAUUUUUCCUACUCUCUUUCGAGAUCCCUUCGUAACGUCUUAUCAAAUCUCCCCUCCAGUUUUCCAAAAAAAAAAAAAAAGAAAAAAGUCAACCCACUCUAUGGUAGAGACCUAUGCGACCUAAACGUGCAUUUUAAAAUGUGCCAUAAUAUCAUUAUUAUUACUAAGUAAGUUAUUAUACAUUUUAUCGUUAUAAAAACCCGUGCCUAUAGUACCUACCUGAAAUGUAUACUGUCACUUAAUAUAAAUUUAUUACAUUUUGUCUACCAAAUCGCGCUCGAUUUCAUUUUUUCUACCAUUUUUUUCUACGUAAUAUUAUGUAAAUUUUCAACUUGAAAUAAUUUGAGGCCCUAACUACUGCAGUUACCUAUACAUACACAGGUACAGGUAUUAUUAACGUGUAGUGUAGAUGCGUACACCGUACAUAUAAUGUUAGAUUUCAUUUGUGCUUCUGCUUACCUUUGUACUUGGACCUAUUCAAAUCACUACCUGUACCCACACACGUUAUUUGUUGUUGAGUAAACGAAUGUACUUACCUA
Planococcus citri (citrus mealybug) is the source of this 7132-nucleotide messenger RNA. Its product is annotated as proton-coupled amino acid transporter-like protein CG1139. Gene Ontology annotation, molecular function: L-amino acid transmembrane transporter activity. The record is from RefSeq and is a predicted model, not a curated record. The coding region runs from base 1303 to 2982 and encodes 559 amino acids. Gene Ontology annotation, biological process: amino acid transmembrane transport. NCBI's taxonomy places the organism in Eukaryota, Metazoa, Arthropoda, Insecta, Hemiptera, Pseudococcidae. The transcript has 10 exons.